Molecule: messenger RNA, 3569 nt
Organism: Adelges cooleyi (spruce gall adelgid)
Lineage: Eukaryota; Metazoa; Arthropoda; Insecta; Hemiptera; Adelgidae
Exons: 2
Coding region: 255-2363 (702 amino acids)
Source: RefSeq, a predicted model, not a curated record
AAUAGUGGUAUAUACAGCUGUUUUAUGUGUCGGUCUGUGUACGCGUAUGUCCCAGUGUUUGCGUAUGUACGCCGUGUGCGCGUUUAUCGUAUUAUUGUUUAGGUGACUCGGGCGUCUAGUGUGUAUCCGUUGGUACCGAACCCAGAGGUAAAAACUAUGAACGGGUCGAUCGGUUAGUGUCGAACGCGGUUGACAAGUGAUUCGCGUUUAUCGUAUUCGCCGUUAAGACCGAUGACGACGGUUUUGCCGGAAAAAUGAAAGCUCUGCGAAGUAAGAAGACUACCAGAGUGGCCGGAUCUUCUGAUACGAAUGGAGCAUCCAGUGAACUAGACGUUAUGACGGCCGAUGACGAGGUGGUCGAAAUCAAAUCAUCCGACUCCGAGAAAGAAUACUUAAUAAGCCAACGCAAAUCCGGUAAGAAACGCAAGAAACGUCAUCACCAUCGUAGUAAUCGUAACGGUAAGGAUCAUAACCGAGUGAGUCCUAUGACGGUGUGGGCUAAAACCGACAAUAUGAAUAUCACCGACGUGGUCUGCGCGGAUCACGACAUCAGUUUAAGGAUAACGAGAGUCAACGGUGAUAUUUGGAAAGCCGGGCCGGUUUCGGAAGGUUUGACAGGCGGUGUCACUCCGGCGAUAGCGGCGGCUCCGGUACAGAAGAAAAUCCAAGGAAAACCCGACUCUCCUAUGGUCGAAAUCGCUGGCGACGUCGACUGCCCCGUAUCCGGCGACAAAGACCAGUUGUUUGAUGUCAACGACAACUCUGUCGAGUUAUUGGAAACCGCGUUCGUCAUAGACGACGAUGAAGAAAACGAAAACGAAGAAAGGAGAGCCUACGUCGAUAGGACCGUACAGUUUCUGGACUCAUCUGAGUGCGUUGUAAAAUCUGAAGAAUCCUUAAUCGAUUCGAACAUCAUCAAGUUGCCCGAAGGCACCACAAUCCACGAGGUGAAGGAUGAAGGAUUCGUCAGCACGCCGGUCAGUCCGGGUCAGCCGCCUCCUAUGACUCCGAUAUGCACGUUUGGCGAGUUGACAAUUACACCGGAGCCACAACAAAAGGAACCGCUUAAUUUAGAAACCUCGGGCAAACGGUCUUCGCUGGAGCCUAGACUAGAAGGCCAACCCGCCAAAAAGGAACGUACGGUACCCCCUUCAGUUACUCCACUUCCUAUAAGUGAGUACAACGAUUUUGAUUCGUUAACUGAUCUCAAGUCACUAUUUUCCUACUCGGGUAUUACCAUGACUGAUCCAAUUAAAAUACCUUCGGGUAGGUUAAACGCUCUUAUGGUUAACCCGAUAAACGAAAUAUUCAGUCUUUUGCGUGUGCCUCCUACGUCUUCAAAAGACGGAGAAAUGUUGGAAGUGCCGAUUGCUAGUUUAGAAGCGAUGCUUAAAGAUUAUGUUUUUUUGAAAAAUGAUCAAAAAACUGAAGAUAAUGAGCAAUUUAUUAACCAUAUGUUAAAGUAUUCGCCUAAGGACGUAGCGGAAUCGAUUGCGGAACAGAUGAUGUUGCCGUUAUCUAACUAUGCACCCGAUCAACAGGCAUUCAGUUACAAUCAGCAAAUUAAUUCUUGGCGAGAUCCUUCUUACCCCGUUGGUCCUCCUAAGCCGGUGCCACCUCCAUACCCUACGACCGAUUGUAAUAAGCCGGGAGAAUGCUGUAAACAACCUUUUCCGACUAUAUCGCCUUCGCCAAUGAAACGGCCGACCAGACAGCGACAGAAGUCUUGUUGCAACAAGUCGUCUGCUCCUUAUGGUACCUUUUGGCCCAAACCCGGUUACGAUUCGUUUGCAAUCCCGCCAAUUGUUCACGACACUCCGAAGACACCUCAUAACGCAUAUCCGAUCAACAACAAUAUUCUAAACUAUAAACAAUAUCCCGCCAACCACGCUCUCGCAUACAACGCAUCCGAUACGCUAGCAUCGACGUAUAACCCGCUGCUUCCACCAUCACAUUUAUCACAACAACAGGCCAUAUCAUAUACGCCACCACCGGGUGAACACAUUCUCCGAGAAACUAGUUUAAACUACCACCAACCCUCUAUUGAUAAUAGUAGUACCGGCAAUAGCAGUUGUGAUAGCAGCGGUGAUCGCCAGUCUCCUGCUACUUCUAAUACUGGAUCUGAACACCAUCAGUCCUCCUACAACACGCCUUCCAGAAGCAGCCAAGGCAGCUGUCCUUCACCACAACUGCCAAUCAUCAGAGUCAGAACUCCAUAUCACAGUCGUGAAAUUCCACCUCCUACAAACUUAAUAAACGUAAGAGUGACUUCUCGUGUAUGGAACCCGUUCAAUAGCAGCCCGAGACCGCAUAAUAAUGAAGAUUCAGAACCAUCAAAUAUGUCUCAAUGGCAUAAUCCUUAACACCGUAUUAUUAUUAAGUUAUUGUGCCAUUAUUAUAGAAACAACAUUAUGUCCUGCUUGUAAGUUAAUAUUAUACCCCAUAGUAGAAUAGAUAUACAGUAUAUUGUAGUGUAAUAAACAAAAAUCGAUUGUCGAUUGUCCUUGACCCUUAAGAAAUCGGUAUCGGGGUUUGUUUCCCGCAAUUUUUCCCUUCUAAACUUAAAGUAUAAUUAUUUGUAAAGCGAUCGAUUUUGAAAUCUUGCCUUCGCCUUUUUGGACGACGUUUUUCUGUUUUUGGAAAAGAAGAUAACAUCUAAGUAUGAGCUAAUAAGUGUGGUGCUGAAAAAAAUGUAGACUUUUUAUUUUAGUUUUGAAUUAUUAUUUUUAUUUCGUUUAAUGUAAACAAAUUCCACCUGUAGUUAUAAUUAAAAAUAUUGUUUGUUUUAUGUUUUCUUUUGUAUAAUUUUAUUUUUGUUGUCCUUUUGUGUUUUUGUGUAUUUUUAAGUUAAAUUAUUAUUGAAUGGGGUUUGAUGUUUAUGUGUCGGUUAAUCGUUUAACUUUGACAGGUUUAAAAAUAGAUUAUAGUAUUAUAAUAUGAGUUAUUUGUUUGUCUUUAACUUUUGAGACCUCAUGCAAAUGUAAGUACGACAUUUUCGGUUUCUUUUACCAAUGUAUUGGCAUUUCAGUCUUCUGUACUAGUCUCACCUAAUUUUAAGGUAAAAAUAUAUUAUUUUGUGUGUAUAAGAAAUGUCUAUUUAAAAGUGACGCGCUUACCUAUGUAUACAUUAAUUUAUUUUAUUUUAAUGACGUUAAAAUACUCUAGAAGAUAGCUAUUAAAUUAUAAUCAGUCAUUAAUAGUAAUAACUAAUAAUUAAUAAUAAUAAUUUAUUGUUCCUGUAAUACACCAAUGUAGAAAUAUUUUGGAUUUCAUAAUAACAAUUUAAUUAUUACUAUCUAGUACCUAACAUAAAAGCGGGACUGAAAAAUUCCUCUGCGUGCCGAAAAAAAUAAGCAUUUUAUGUAGUUUGUUAAGGAAAAUCAAAUUAUCUCUACACUCAUGUUUAUUUUUUUUUUAUUAAGCCUUAAUUAAAUUAAUUUAGAAAAAUGUUCAUAAAACAAUAAUGUAUAUUUCAUUGUUUUAUACUCCUAGUUAAUUGUAUGUAAGCUUUUCGGAUUCCACAAUUGUUUUAUUGCGGAUUAUAUAAAUAUAUAUAUAUAUAUAUAUAU